GUGUCUCUUCCUCACUGACAGGGACUACAGACAUACUCACUUCCGGUUCCGCCACGCCGUCGCCGUCGCCUUCGCGGCGCAUUCUGGAGCCUGUAGUUUCCAUCGCGCGUUUAUGUUUCCUAAAGCAUGAGCGCGGCGGUUCAUACACUGCAGUGUAACAACUACCAGAGGAGUCCUGUUGUGUUCCCUGUUUCUCAGUCUCGUGGCCUAGGCUGGAUGUGUCUGGAUCGUUGUUCAGUGAAGAAAACUCGCCUGUUUCACUUGCUGUUAAGUAACCACGAAAGUGAACUCCUGAUUUGGUCCAGAGAAACGGAAACGUGGUCCUUGAAUCCCUCUCCCUUCCACCAAUUCCUUAAAUAUGCUCUAGGAGUGAGAUUUUUUGUUUGUUUGUUUUUAGUGCUUUUCUUACUAACUGGUGUCGACCAUACUGCAAAAUGACUUUUUGUUUUACUCGUGUUCGAGGCUUUCCUAAGCUUUGGAAGAACAACUCACAUCGCAUACUAGGCCCAGGACAAUCUUACCUACUUCUCUUUCUCAAAGACUGUGGCAUCAGUUACCAAACUAAGUGGUUUACUCUUCAAGUAGUAUCUCCACAAAGUAAUAAGCCAGUGAAUCUGCCGAUUGCCAAGGCCAGUUCUCUUAGGAAAGUUGAGGGCUAUAAUAGUAAACAAAAUUCUUCGGGUUCUCAUUAUUUUGCAGCCGGAUCAGCUCAGAAAAGAUCACAGAGGAAUCCUCCAAGUAAAGACCAUGUCUUGCCUUCUGUGAAAAAGAAGACUCUUAAAGUCUUCAAGACUAUUCAAGUCCCACUAAAACCUUUGGAUUCAAAAGGGUGGGAUAAACUUAAGGAAGAUUUCACAGGAAGGGCUACUUUUGAAAGUUGUAUCAUUUCAGAAAUGGCUAGAUGUGGUAGCUCUUUAGAUGUGGCCAAGUCUCUGCUGGCCUGGGUAGCUGCAAAAAACAAUGGUAUUGUAAGCUAUGAUUUACUGGUCAGGUAUUUGUAUCUCUGUGUCUUUCACAAGCAGACAUCAGAAGUCAUUGAUGUAUAUGAAAUUAUGAAAUCCAGAUACAAGUGCUUAGAAACUGAAGCAAGUACUCUUCUCAUCCAGGGAUUAAGUUGUUCAGACAGAUGGAGAGAUACCUUGCUGCUGUUAGAAGACAUCAAAAAAGUCCGGGUCCCUUCAAAAAGGAACUAUAACGACUGUAUCCAUGGAGCCCUAAUUCAUCAAGACUCAAACUUGGCUUGGGAUUUGUAUCAGGAACUGAUAAGUCAUGAUAUAAUUCCUAAGCUAGAAACUUUAAAAACCUUCUUUGAUUUUGCAAAAGACAUAAAAGAUGAACAGUAUUCAAACAAACUACUAGACAUUCUUCUGUAUUUAAGAAAUAAUCAGCUAUAUCCAGGGGAAUCAUUUGCACACAGUAUCAAAACAUGGUUUGAGAGUCUCCCUGGAGAACAGUGGAAAGGGCAAUUCACCACAGUCCACAAAAGUGGUCAAUGUUUGGGCUGUGGUAAAGCCAUAGAAUCUAUUCAUCUGAGUCCGGAAGAGUACGAGUAUCUCAAGGAAAAAGUCUUGAGGGAUGUGAUUGAUGGAGGUGACCAGUACAGAAAGACGACACCUGAGGAACUCAAGAGAUUUAAGAACUUUGUGAACUUCUGUCCCCCUUUUGAUAUAGUCAUUGAUGGACUCAAUGUGGCCAAGAUGUUUCCUCAGAUUCGUGACUCUGAACUUCUCUUGGAGGUUGUUUCUCAGCUGGCAAAGCAGAACCUGCGGCUCCUGGUCCUGGGUCGAAAGCAUAUGCUCCGGUGGAAAAAGCAGGAGAUAGAAAUGGUGCAAAAGCUAGCCAGAUGUUUCUUUACUGACAACAUCUCAGAGGAUGACCCCUUCCUCCUGUAUGCAACACUGCACUCCGGGAACCAGUGCAAGUUCAUCACACAUGAUCUGUUGCGGGACCACAAGGCCUGCCUGCCGGAUGCCAGGAGUCAGCGCCUCUUCUUUAAGUGGCAGCAGGGACAUCAGCUGGCAAUUACUAAAGUAGUCCGAGGAGCAAGAUUAACCUUCCAGCCUUCUCUCAACCAUGACACCGUGGUGCAAACAACUGGAGACUCAUGGCAUAUACCGUACGAUGAGGACCCGGUGAAACGAUCUUCCUUUGAAGUGCCAACCAAGUGGCUUUGCCUUCACAGAAAGACAUAAAGACUCUAGCCCUUGGGGGCUAGGCGAUGGUCCACCUAGUUAAGAGUACAUAGUUCUAAGCAUAAGGACCCACUCAAGGAUCUGGUUCGAGCUCCCGGCUCCCCACCUGCAGGAGGGACACUUCAUAAGCUGUGAAGCAGGUUUGCAAGUGUCUACCUUUCUCUCUCCUCUAUCUCUGAUUCCUCUUUCAAUUUCUCUCUGUCCUAUCCAGUUAAAAUGGGGGAUGGCCACCAGGAGCAGUGGAUUCAUAGUGCUGGCACCAAGCCCCAGCGAUAAUCCUGGAAGCAAAAACAACUCAAAUCCUCAGCCUAAAUUUGUGUGGGGAUGCCCUUCUGGUUGACAUCUAGACUUUCAAGUCAGUGCUUACUUAGAGCACUGCUUCUGUUCUGUUUGAUCCAAUUGGUUUGUAUAUCAAUAAAUUAAUUUUUAAUUAA
This is a messenger RNA of Erinaceus europaeus (western European hedgehog), 2626 nucleotides long. It is a transcript of the gene PRORP, whose product is annotated as protein only RNase P catalytic subunit. Gene Ontology annotation, biological process: mitochondrial tRNA 5'-end processing; tRNA 5'-leader removal. The coding region runs from base 435 to 2192 and encodes 585 amino acids. The record is from RefSeq and is a predicted model, not a curated record. The transcript has 8 exons. Gene Ontology annotation, molecular function: protein binding; ribonuclease P activity. Gene Ontology annotation, cellular component: mitochondrion; mitochondrial ribonuclease P complex. Lineage: Eukaryota; Metazoa; Chordata; Mammalia; Eulipotyphla; Erinaceidae.